This is a messenger RNA of Bufo bufo (common toad), 897 nucleotides long. RefSeq names its product olfactory receptor 6Y1-like. Gene Ontology annotation, molecular function: G protein-coupled receptor activity; olfactory receptor activity. The record is from RefSeq and is a predicted model, not a curated record. The annotation marks the transcript as partial. The transcript has a single exon. Gene Ontology annotation, biological process: G protein-coupled receptor signaling pathway. Gene Ontology annotation, cellular component: membrane. NCBI's taxonomy places the organism in Eukaryota, Metazoa, Chordata, Amphibia, Anura, Bufonidae.
AUGAAAUCCAGAAAUCAAAGUGAAGCAGGAAUGUUCAUACUUUUGGGAUUUCCAAGCAGUAGGCAAUUUCAGUUACUUUUCUUUGGAAUAUUCUUUGCCAUCUAUAUCUUGACCAUUGCUACAAAUAUGCUCAUUAUUGGGAUUGUGACCUUGGAUUGUGCUCUAAAGAAAAUCCCUAUGUAUAUAUUUUUAUCCCAUUUCUCUUUCCUUGAGAUCUGGUAUAUUACUUCUACAGUGCCGAAGAUGCUGGUGGAUGUUAUGACUGACAACAACACAAUUUCAUACAAUGGUUGCCUUACCCAGGUCUACUUUUUCUAUGCAUUGGGAUUCACUGAACUAUUUUUCCUUUCUGUAAUGGCAUAUGACAGGUACUUAGCCAUAUGCCAGCCACUACGCUACAACACCCUUACUACCCCCAACCUAUGUCAGCAAAUGGCUUUGUGGUCAUGGAUUUGUGGAUUUUUGAGCAGUCUCUUAUUGGUCAUUCCUAGCUCAAAGCUCUUAUUUUGUGGUCCAAGAAUCAUUAACCACUUUUUUUGUGACUUCAUACCACUGUUAAAUAUCUCCUGCAAUCAAACUCUGCCUACAGAUGUAAUUUACUAUGCUUUUGCUUGGAUCAUCAUACUAUAUUCCUUUCUUCUAACCAGUAUGUCAUAUGUACAGAUUGUGAGGGCAGUGUAUUGCUUGCCUUCCCAGUUAGGUAGAAGCAAAGCUUUUUCAACAUGUGUGUCUCACCUAACUGUUGUUCUGACCUUCUAUGGCACAAUUAUCUUUAUGUAUAUCCGGUCCUCCACAAAAGUAGAUAAGGUUGUGUCUAUAUUUUAUGCAGUUGUAAUUCCACUAAUUAAUCCUCUUGUUUAUACUCUCCGAAACCGUGACUUUCAUGCAGCACUGAAA